Messenger RNA from Amoebophrya sp. A25, 1698 nucleotides. NCBI's taxonomy places the organism in Eukaryota, Dinophyceae, Syndiniales, Amoebophryaceae. The record is from the annotation of a GenBank genome assembly.
GUGAAAGACUAUGGCAUUGAGCCGCAUUAUGUAUCGAAAGCUCGACAUGAUAUAGAACGUGCGCACCAAAGGUUUGAUGCAGGAAGAAAUUCUUCAAGAAAAGGCCUGACAACUGGAGGAUCUACAAGGAAGCCAAAGUCUAGCACUGUUAACACAGAUGAGGACACGCAGCAAAAGUACAGUACUCGGAAUACAGCAACAGCAGCAAUCGCUUUGGCAAAAGGCGAUCAGAGAACAAACAAGCCACACGUUGUUCAAGCACCUCCUACCAUGAAAGAAACACAAACGCGGACUCCGAAGACUCCACAACAACAAAGACAUUUCGCUGCAGCCCUCCAUGCAAGUAGUCUUGAUUUGCAGAGAAACGAAAAACAGAAACUACCGUCAGCAAACACGACUAUGACAUAGCAAUGUGCACUCAUACUCAAAAAAGUAUCCAGUUUCCGCCUCAAAUUCUUGUCAAUUUUUUGCGUGUGAGUGCACUUUUUCCUUUCAUAACAACUGCCCUUGCGACUACACAAGAGCGUGAUAGAAAAUCAGUCUUCAAGGACACGCCAGAUUUCAUACCACACUGGGAAAAAUACGAUGGCGCCGCAGGCGAGAAAAAUAUGGAUAAAGGCAGAGGUAGUUCUUCUGGUUGGCGUGGCCCAUCGCGUGAUGGGCAGCAGAUAAUGUCCAUAUUUGCAAGAAAUGUGCGCGAAUUAGAUGCAAGAAGAUUGUUGUGGAAGAGACAUGAACGACUGAGGAAAAAGGGAAAGGAAGAUGCUGCUCGGGUAAGGCUUCCGGAAGAGCAAGGAGAAGGAGCAUCACUCCCACUGAGCUCUGGUACUGGUGAAAAUGUGUCUCCUGAAUUUUCACAACAACAACAAGAAGGUAUACACACUACCAUUAAGAAAUCAAAAGAGUCCAUUACGCCGACUUUGAGACUCUUAGAUUCCGAAGAGCCUAGUAAGGAGUGGAGAGGACAUCUGAAUGGGGACUUUCCAUUGCCGUUUGAAGGCUCAAGUCCAUUCUUCAUCGAUCAACCGGUGAACAUUUAUGCUCAGUUGUAAUUAGUAAUCACUCUAUUUUCCUAAUGUCCUAACGAGGUUUUGGUCGCGGAUGGGUAAUUAGACUCUUUGACAGAGAACUCCCUCUAAUUUCCCAUCCGCGACCAAAACCGCAUGUCCGUUGCUGUGUGUCAAGCAGUAAAAGAAGAGGAGACGAUUUUUUUCUACCAACUCCGAGAACUCCAGGAUCAUUUACAGCACUACACAAAAUAUCUUCUCGACGGCACAUCUGCGCAGCAUUUGUUGCAGGUGUUGUUUCCGUACUUCGACUUGUCCAGGUCAGAUUUUGGUGCGAAAUUUUGAAGACGAAGUUUUGGGUUUUGGUCCGCAGUCUUGAACUAGGUUACAUUUUGGUUAAUGACGUUUUGGGGAGAAUUAGGGACAUUUGUUUUGGCUCUUACGGGUGUUGUUGUUUUGUCACAUUCACGUUUCAUUUUCUAGUGGGGAAAGAAAAAGAUCCAUCUGGGGGGAAAGCCUAUGCGCGUAGAGUAUAUUGAAUUUCUUUUGGGGAUAGACACAUGGAGACAUCACGACUUCGGAAUCUAGACUCAUUCAAACUGAGAAGCCGAUCUGGGCGCGACCCGACGACUAUUGUUCUUUGAUUGUACCUGUGAAAUUUGUUUUGCCUGCACCAGGGCGUGGAAGUACC